Molecule: messenger RNA, 1095 nt
Organism: Emiliania huxleyi CCMP1516
Lineage: Eukaryota; Haptophyta; Isochrysidales; Noelaerhabdaceae
Exons: 3
Coding region: 1-1095 (364 amino acids)
Molecular function (GO): nucleotide binding
Source: RefSeq, a predicted model, not a curated record
AUGCUCUCCGCCGCUCCUCCUCCAAAGGCCCUGCUCCUCGCCGGUGCGGCCGCGGCGGUCGCCGCGCUGGUCUACCUGCGCCGCCGCCGCGCUUUGCCUCCCGCCCGGCGCGCGCGCAUCGCCGUGGUGGGCUGCGGCGGCUGGGCUCAAGGUUGGCACCUCCCAAACAUCUCGAACCGCCCCGACGCGCAGCUGGUCGCGCUGGUGGAUCCGGCCGACGAUCCAGGCGCCGGCGGCUGCCUGCACGGGCGCGUGGAGUCGAUGAGCGACCUUGCGGCCCGAUACGGCGUCCCGCGCUACAAGACGCUGCAGGCGCUGCUCGAGGAGCGGCGAGACGAGCUCGACGGCGUUCUCGUCGCGGCGCCGCACGGCCACCACUGCUCGCUGGGCCUGGCCGUUCUCGAGGCGGGCCUUCACCUCCUCCUCGAGAAGCCCAUGUGCGCCGAUCCGGGCUUCCUGGAGGCGCGCAAGGCGGUGCGGCAGGGCGUGCUCGGCGAGGUCCGCUCCGUCUCGUGCGUCUUCGCUGCGCCGCUCGGCUGGCUCUUUGAGGGCGCGGACCACGUCCGCUGGUCGCGCAGCGAGGGGAGCAUGCGUGGGAAUGGCUUCGGGUGGGGCCAGCUCUCGCACACCUUCGCGUGGGUGUUCGGCGUGACGGGGCUCACGCCCGCCACCGUCUUCGCUGCCGCGGUCCACUCCGAGAGCACCGGCGCCGACAUCCACGAUGCCCUCACCCUCACCUGCACCAACGGCGCCGUCAUCGCCGUCUGCGGCGCCGGCACCGCCCCGGACGCUGGCUUCAAGGUGGUCGCCAACUGGGCUAAGGGCGCGCGGCUGCAGGUGUGGCGGCACGACGGCGCGCACUCGGCCGGGGCGCCGUUUGCGUUCGAGUCGCUCGACCAGGCGGGGCCUGGCCCGGGAAGCCUGCACGCCUUUGUCUCCGCUUGCCGCGGGGAGGAGUACGAGGUUGGCGCCGGCCCGGUCGAGGGGCUGAAGGCGGUGGCUGCGAUCGACGCGCUCUACCGCUCGAUCCGGUCCGGAAAGCCAGAGAGCGUGGCCGGCUGCGAGGGGUUUUCUGAGAGUCGCGUCGCGGCGUAG